AUGAAUGCAGGCGAGUCGCGGCUGACGAGCUUUUCCGCGGCUGACAUGAUGCAGAUGAAGAAGGGAUCUUCGGUGCCGCAGGCGGUGGAAGAGGGACAGCGCGGGCUGGGGGCGAAGAACCUCGACGAGCCUCCGUCCAUCAUCUCUUUUUCAAACGGUUCUCUGCCUUCUUCACUUUCUUCCUCGAUGGAUGCUGUUCUCUCUACGACGACUCCUCUUCUAGAGUGUCUGUACGCUUCUGGAGGGCUCAUUGGGCCUCUGUCGCCGACAGACCAGGAGGUGUACGAAGUCGAUCGGUGCAAGGCCCUUGCGGCGCGGGCGCGUUCUGUCUGUCUUGUCGAGUGUCCUUCUCUUUCUAUCUCCCCCGCUCUCGGAAAUGGGCUUUGCACGAAGGCACAGCGGCUGAGCAACGCGGAUGAAGCCCGCGAGACGUGGGACGGGCAGCGGCGUCUGCGGUGUCUCUCUUUCGCGUACGUUCUUGAGCAGCUGCGAGCCUCCGAGGUGCCUCUUGACUGGCUGGAAACCGUCGCCUGGGAAGAAAGUCUGGCGUUCUUUGUAGACUGCUACUUAAAGGAAAAAAACCAGCUAGAGGAGACUCUAAAACACGCGAUCGCGCGGCGGAGCGAAAGGGGAAAACGCCAAGCGUCAGCACCGGGGCGAGCUUCGUGCAGUGGAGGGUUGAUGUCUCCACCUGAGGGGCUAGCUGCAGCAGACGGCGAAGUGCCUUCCGGCGACACAGAGGGAGAGGGAGACAACGCAGGCGGGAGGGACCCAGGAGGAAGUCUGAAAGAAAGGAGCUCACGCCGCGGCACCACGCUUUUGAGGCCGCCACCCGUCCUCUCUCUGAUGUCGCGUUUUGCGCGAAGAUUCUGGUUUCUGCGCGAGCAGAGUAAAGCCUCCCCCGCUCAGUCGCCAGAUUUUCCUUCCUUCUGCGCGGUUCCGGAGACGGACCGUGGAUCUUUGCGGCCGCUGUCGUCUGUCCACUCGCUGCCGCCGUGGCAGUUUUUCUUUUUUGAGGAGCUCGCGUCGUUCCUUCUCUUCGUCCUCCAGCAGAUGCAACGCCUUCAGCAGCGCGGCGGGGUGUACGUCCACUUGGCGAGUGCGACGUGGACGCGCCGGUACCAGCACCUUCAUUUCUGUUUGGAGAAAGUCGACCCGCCGCCUUCUCUUCGACAGAGAGCCAUCGAAGAGGCGCGAGCCGACCAGCAGCUCCUCUCGCUCUCUUCUUCGUCAUCCUGUCCGGCUGCGUCCUCUUUUUCGGCGUCGUCGGCUGUUGCCGCGUCUCCGCCUGCCCCCUGCUCGUCGCCUCCUCUGUCGCUCCCUCCGCUUCAUCACUUGAUGCCGUCGCUGUGCCAGUACUUUCCCGAGACUGCGGAAACGGCUCCGCACUCGUUCUGGCUCGUGUACGACGCGAAAUUGUGUCGCUGGCUGGUCACGCGUGACUCGCUCCCGGUCCGCGAAGUGUACGUACACAGUAACUCCGCUCCGUCUGUCGACGGGGGAAGCCAAGCAAGACGGCGAAGGCCUCCGAGCAUGACAGCGAUAGAGACCGCGAGACAGGAGGCUCUCUUCUACCUCUCUCUCUGCGGAGUGCGGGGAGACGAAGAAGACGACGAAGGCUUCACCAGGAACCGAAAACAAAGAUCUGCCUCCUCUCCUCUAGACCACACGGUGCUCGACCGGCUGAUGUAUCUCCUGGAGAGACGCGAGUCUCCCGCGGAGUGCGCAGUAGAGCCAGCCCACAUUUUGAAGGGAGAGGAAGAUGCGAAGGCGCGUGAGAGUUCGUCGUCGAGAGAACCAGAGUCUAAGCGGAACUCUGGGCGCCCUAGGGAAUCAGAAGGCGUUGCCUUGCCGCGCCGGACAGAGAAAAAAAGCCCGUCUGUGGAGGCGCGGCGGAGUCGUUUCUCGUCAGCGCCCUUGCGCGACUCUUCUUCGCGUUCCCGUUUGAAGAAACGGGCCUCGAGGGCCUCUGAAGCGGGCCGAGGAGGCGAUCUGCCUUGUCAGCAUCCAGCCGGCGGUCGACGGUCGCUCGGCGAACCGGAGGCUGUAACAGAGGAAGGGAACGAAGCGGAGGAACGGGAAAUGCUUGCCGUGUCUUCCUGUCUCCGCAAGCGAUAUAGAAGAAGACCUUCCGCCGACUCGACCUCAUCGCUCGCCUCUGUGACGUCCCAGACCGUCCAACCGAAGCGUCCUCGGCUGCGCAACGCCGAGACCCCGCCAGAGUCCGACGCCUCCGCCGACGACGGGGACCGCGCACUGGAACCCAACGCAGUCGUGGAGCCGAGGGAGAGGGCGAGGGCGAUGCGUCUGCACGGGCUUUCGCCAGCGAAGCGGGGCGGCGGAGGCGGCUCCUGCGUUUCCUCGGUGCGACGCUCUGAAGGGCGGAGAAAACAGCAUAAGGACGCAGAUGGCCUCCUGUCGAGGGACCCGGCAGGGCCGGCGACUCCGCCGGGUGCGGCUGAGAAGGAGAACGCGCGGCAGUCUGUGAACGUUUCUCUGGAGGAGUCAGGGGCUGGGCGGGCGCCGCGGGAGGGCCUGUUCGCAGCUCCGAAUGCGGAGUGCGCCGCUCGAGACGCAGCCUGGAUGGAGGGGAUUCAUCGCUGGCACCACGAGCGCGGCAGAGCCGCAAGCGACAGCGAAGAGGCCGCGCGUGCGGAGGACCGUGAAGCACCUCGAAAGGCGUUUCGGGCGAAGGCGCCGAGCAGGGGCUCUUCCGUUGAGCAGAGCCUCCUUGGUCGGCACGCAGAGGACAGCCGCACCGACGUGUUCGCCUCUUCAGAAGACGACGAGGAGGCUGUCGAACUCGAAAGAGGCGACGGGGACGUGGAGCGCGAGGCGCGGAGACGCACGCGAGUCAGCGCACCAUCUCCCGAGCGCCGUGCGCCUUCUCCCUUCUCGGCGGCGUCUCAAGAGGACUCUGACAGCGAAUCAUGUGGACACCCGCGGUCCGAAGGCCCGCGUCGCGCGUCGUCCUCUUCUCACUUGAAGAAAAAGCGGAGGGAGAGGCGCGCGUCGGCUUCUGAGCCGUCGACGGCCUCUCGCGACCUGCCGGGCAUGGCCAGCGUGGACGUGUCGCGGAAAGAAAACCUCUCUGGCGGGCGCUUUCUCGUCGGGUCGCGCUUCAGGAACACGUUCUUCUCCGAUGAACUGCUCGCAUUCGCGCAUCUGCAUGCGGCCUUUCUCGGCGAAGAGGGAACGAAGAGGCGCGAAGGAUACUCGGCAAAGCACACCGCGCGGGGAGAAGGAGAGGGCGCCCCCGCGAGGGCGGGCAAGAAAAUCUUCACGGAGAAAGAAAUUCUUCGCCUCUUGAGAAACUACAUGCGGCAAACCUGCUCGAAGAAGGGAAAAAAACACUUCAUCUGCGACAACGCACUCAAAGAGCUGACCGGCACACAGACGCUGCCGGUCGACUCAGACAAACUCCUCCACGCUCUAAAGAGCGCAAAACUGCUCACGCACUUCAUGAUUGCCUAG
Molecule: messenger RNA, 3474 nt
Organism: Besnoitia besnoiti
Lineage: Eukaryota; Apicomplexa; Conoidasida; Eucoccidiorida; Sarcocystidae
Exons: 1
Coding region: 1-3474 (1157 amino acids)
Source: RefSeq, a predicted model, not a curated record